AACGUUAUCACGCAUUCAAAGCUUCAACGUUUCAACGCUCUUCCCUCAGCUUCUUGCAUCUACUCCUUGGUGUAUCUCUCUUGGUGGCUCUACAUGGCAAGAAUGUCGGAGACUCAGAAUGUGUCGUACGAACCAGCGGUACAUCACGAUGAAAACGAUCCUGUUCGCUCCAAGCAAACACAGUUGUGGAACAACGCGGCGAAAGACUCAAGCGUACCUCCUCUACCGAAUGGCGGACUUCCUUCGCUCGCAGUAUGUCAACGCCUUGAAGAGGAAUAUAUCAGUAGUCUCAGCGUGCGUAAGCGAGACAAAGCUCUGCUUUCUCAGGAAAUGUUCGACGACAUCUGGGACGUUCUACACGACCCACGCGGCUCUCACUUAACUUCGCAGUUUCGCUAUUGGGUGAGGAAGAUGUUCACGCUGGCUACUAUCGAUGAUGGCGACAAAGCGGACGAGGAUGUGAAACCUGUGAUCUUGCACGAGAACCGUCCGGUGGCUGUUAGAACACAGAUCUACGACAUUUUGUGCUACUGCCACCAGCUCUGCGGUCACGGAGGACGCGAUCGUACCACUGCUACCGUUCGUGCACACUUCUCAUGGAUCCCAAAGGAAGUCGUAGCCAGAUUCGUGAAGGCCUGCCCUACCUGCACGUUGAAGAAAGCUGGCUGCUGGGGCAUAAUACCAAAGGGAAAGAAUGAAGAAGCCCAAUCCUCGGAGCUGUACAACCCGGAACUGCUGACGAUGGACAUCCCGGAGACCCUCGAAUGGACAGUACCACAACCACUAUCUGGAUCAAAAGCUGGAUCGAAGAAACGAAUCGCGUGGAACAAGCAGCCUCCCGUCAACAAGGAUGUGCCAUUAUCUAGCAUCCAAACGCGGUUUCCUCAGCCUCUGCCCACUCUUCCUCACCUCGCUCACCUGGGAACUUCCAAGCCCCUCCAAAUUCAAGCCGGCACUUCCUUGUCUACUGUCGCUAAUCACAGUCACGGCUAUUCUUCCUGGCUUUCUGAUCUCGUUGGACUACCCAAUCCUGCUUCUGCAACCCACGACCGAAACUAUAUGCGCCGCACGGCUAGUUCAAAUGACGCUUCCUUCCCUCGCGCUCGAGGUCCUGGUCCUAGCAUGCCAACCCUCAGCAAAUCGUACUCCGAAGGCUCACCCGCAAAUGGUCGAGACGCAUAUACUCUACGCCCGAUAGUCCAACGACCCCUUCCCCGUUCACCUUCCUCUGUAUUGAGUGAUGGCGAUUCUACCGACGCAGGGGACUACGGGGAACUUGCAAAUGCGAAAGCGUGGCCACCGAUUGAUCCUAUCUUGCUUGCCGAGGAGAAUAACGUUCGUAACGCCAACGGAGGAUUUGGACUACGCUUUGUUACUUCCGCUAUUCCUGCCAACGAGCAAUAUACUUCGCACGUCCGCGGUGACCGCUAGUCUGUUGCCUGGACUUCGACUCUUGGUUCUGGCGAUUGUUGGAUGCACUCCUCUUUUUAUUUCAGUGGCCGUAGCUGUGGCUACUUACUAUAUCCCCGUUCUUGACUUUAUACCCAUAUUCUAGAGAUUUUAUAUCAAUUCCGUGGACUAUAUGCACUCUAUUCUAGACUCUACGUACAGCUAAUAAUAGUUUCCGCCGACUGUACUUGCGAAGAUUAGACCAUCAAUUGUGUGAUUG
Molecule: messenger RNA, 1669 nt
Organism: Somion occarium
Lineage: Eukaryota; Fungi; Basidiomycota; Agaricomycetes; Polyporales; Cerrenaceae
Source: the annotation of a GenBank genome assembly